GUCAAGGGCGACAACAAAAGAGCGCGUCUUUUGUGUUCCGCUAUCCCGACAACACCGCCUCUCAGCGGAUACGAGGAGAGCGAGGGAAGCACGAAAGAGUCUCCUCACACCAUCCCUUUACGUCCCACUGCAAUCACGACGAGCUGCAGCGGAAGAGACGCGUUGGCCCCAACCCACUGAACCACACAAACGAGAGCAACAAUAGUACACACACACACACCGUCAUGUCGAACCCAAUUGAUGAGCAAGUCUUCGCUGCGGCGCUGAGCAACGAGUACCAAUGGCGGAAUCUGUAUUUGAAGGAGUUCGGCUGCUGCACCUACGCCCCACCCAUCCCAAAAGAUCCCACCACUACGGCAGACGGCAUCUACCCUUUACGGCGGCAGGUGGCGCAGCUGGCCCAGCCUUUUAGCGAGAGCGACUCCGACGACUUCAGUGACGGCGACGAGGAGCACCGGGCGAGCCUGUCCCUCAUGUCCCCAAACGCAACUGGGAAGGAUGCCAGCUUUCAGUCCGGCAGCCCCAACGGCUCCUCCGGCACGCACACCCGCGGCACCGUGGGCGAUCAAUUCUUCUUGUUAGACCUAUUUACGCGUCGUAGCUCCACAACACCCCAGCAACAGCAGCAGCAGCAACAACGGGGAUCUUCCAAACGCUCCAACGGUAGUCGACGCCCCAUCCGCGGGGCGGCUCUGCGCAAGGACGACUUCUUCGACGUCAACGACGCCUUCUCCACAAAGUUUUUUGGUUUUCUGUGGAAGCACGAAGACGACGACUUUGAUGGGGUUGCGGGGGAUAGCGACGACGGGGAAGCGGGGGAGUUGGACGGCAACCCAAACACCGGACCCCUUGGCGGUACCUCUGGCAGCAGUCGCAUCGCCGACGACACCCUCAACAGCAACGGUAACGCGCUUCUCGCAUCUCGACGACGUCGCGCGCUGCCGCAGUCGAGCGCGCUGGACAGCACCGGGCAUGACCCACACAACGCAUCUGGCCGGCUCACCCUCGGCCGCUACCCGUUCCUCGCGUCCAUGCCGCGCACUGACUUCAACGACAACCCGCACGGCGUGCACGACGCCAUCGUGCGCCUGCACCACGAGACGUGGACGAUGCUGAUGGACAACCGGCUCAUGGCGUGGCUGCACCGGCAGACGGUGGAUCACUAUCAAAGCGCUACGCAGCUGCGUCAGCGCCUCCUCGACGUCGUCGCCCGCGGGCCCUCGUUCGUUUCCGCCUCCGCCUUCGCCACACCGACCGCCUCCCCGAAGCGGGGCGUCUCCAUCGAGAACAGCAGUUUUGCAUUUUCCUCCUCACCCGCGCGCACGCAGGAAGAGGCGCUGCAGUGCACCCUGGAAAGCUUCUCGCCGUUUUUUGUGGUGAUCGCACCGGCGGCGGCGGUGCAGCGCGCCAAGGACCAAUUUCAAGCCGCGCGACGGGCGCAGCUGCGUGGGGGCAGUCGCGCCGCCAAGACGGCGCCGGCGGAUAUGGUGGGCCUGCCUUUGUACAGCCAAUACGGGACGUGGCGGGAGGCCUACGAGCACCGCCAGCGCUGGAGCACGGCGCCAUUUUCCUUCUUUCUCCUGCAUGACCACAGCUACAACUACGCCCAGGUAACGGCGAUCUUUGUCCAGAUGCAUCUCCUGUACGUCCACGCGCAUACCCACACUCGCCUCUGCGCGCAGACGAAGGCGGAGUCGAUGUCGCUGCAGGACGCAAGCCAGCUGCUCACCACCGCCCGCAACAUGAGCCGCGUUGUGGAGCUGCAGCGCUCCAUGUGCCCGCUGACCGCGAUGCAGGAGAUGACGGAGAACAUCAUCUUGGCCUUCGAGCAAAGCUCCUCCCGGGCGACGCUGACGAUGCUGCGGCGUGUCUUGGACUUCUUGACCGACACCGCGUUGGACGUGGUCACGGCAUACCGGUUUAUCAGCCGAGAGGCGCUGCUGCGUCAGAGCGGGUUUGACCUGCCCGGGAUGGAGGUGCAAAACGCCGGCGCUCCUGCGGCGUCCUCCACACCGCGCUCGACGGCCGCAACAACGCCGUUUGAUUCAAAGGAAACAACACAGAAAAACCUCCACGACACGGACGACGACGACGGGGUGGCGAGCACAAAUGCAGAGCUGGAUGGCCCCAAUAACGACGAGACCCGAUUCACGGGGUCAACGGGCACGGGGCAGAGCAGAACGGCGCAGGAAGACGAUGGGCAACGGCUUUUCAAGCAAGACGAGCUCGUCACCUCAGCACUGUCGCCGGCCGCGAUACCGGCCGGCUUCUUGGAGCCGCAACGCGUCACGGAGAAGGACGUGAAUGACCUGUUUGAGCUGGUCUACUGGUUCGUGGACACCGCCACCGCGAACACCAACGUGCCGGUCGACCAGGAGUUGCUCUGUCCGACUUUCAGCGUCGAUGAGGGGAACGUCAGUGCAGGCAACGUGGCCGGUGCAGAUGGCAAAGGCACCCGCUCUCCCCCUCCUGCCUCUUCCGCGCAGCGGCCCUCCACCAUCCUGCAGCGUCCAGCGUCACCGUCACCGUCACCCAGCGAGGGGCGCUACCUUCCGGGGAAGGAGCCGUUGUACAACGCAGUCGCGUCGUUUGUGGAGGCGGUGGAGCUGCUCGAGGCACACCGCAAGCCGCUCUGGAUGCAGCGCAGUUCUCUCGUGCGGGGCCAGUCGCAGUCGCAGAACAAAAAGGCCCACUUGGUGGCCUUCCCGCGGGCUGAUUCCUCGCGCACCUCGUUGAGCGCUACGGCCACGGCGUCCGCCUCGCCGAUGCUGUCGGCCGACUCCUUCACCGGUCUCGCCACACCGCUCGUGGUGCUCACGACGUACCUCCGUCUGCACGGCGGGCAGUGGCUAAAGCAGCUGUGCAACCGCGUCUUCGACACCCUGCGCAAGCAAAGCGUACUGCUGUACGUAAACACGAUUGAUUUGGAUGCCAUGUGGGGGCGCCUGCAGGACCCAGCACCGUCAUCGGCAGAGGAGCGGCGUGCGUCGACAGCGGCAACGACGCUUCCCGCAGCCGGGCGAGCAGCAGCAGCGGCGGCGGCAGCGGCAACGAAUAGCAACACCUCCACGGCAACGCCAUCACCGCCACCUGGACGGGGCCGGGGCAACGCUCGCCGGCUUCCCAGAACGUCCUUCACGGUCCCUGCCGCCGCCGUGGCAGCGUCGUCGUCCUCACCGGCUCCCCGGGUCGACACCGGGUCUGACAUGGAGGCGGCGCGACAGGAGUUCUUGGAGGGCUUGGGGCACUUCGAGGCUGUCAUCUGCCAAGACAUCCUCUACGCCAUCACGGAGUUCUUUGAGGCACUGCAUGGUAAGCGCUCGGCUGGGCGGCUGCCGCACGGUAUCUCCGUUCUCCUCACCCAGUUUGUCACAACGGUGCACCUCUUCCUGUUGGAGGGCAGCGGCAGCGGGGGCGUUGGGGCCGGCGUGUUCAGCACGGGAGGUGCGAAUGACACCCGCCAGCACCACGGCUACCGCAGCAGCGGAGUCCCGGCGGCGGGCGGGUACGGGACCGGCAAAAAGCCCACCGGUCCGCAAGGGGGCAAUCGCACGAGCACCACCGAUGUCUCACCGGUCCGGCAGGUGGAGGAGCGACUGCGAGUGUGUAAGCAGCGCUACCACGCCAACCUGCGUCGCCGCCAGGCGGACUCCACCGAUCCUUUCCGAUCUGUUACAUCCGCCAACAGCGCCGGCGGCAGCGGAAACCGACAGGCACAGCAGAAAGCAGAGCGCGCCUCUCCGGCCGCGGCGGCGGUGUCACUGAAGCGGCUGAUUCAAACCAUCGAGCACCACCGUCUCGCAAAGUUUAUCCUCUUUGACUGCUGGAUCCUGCCCGCGCUGAACAACGCCGUAGCGCUGGGCUACCUCGCUCCCGACUCCCCGCUGCACCUGCGCUGGAACGUCGACGCCCUGGCACGCUACCUGAAAGUGUUGCUGCACGCCCCCUUCGUGGAGCAGGACAGGAUGUCCUUUUCGAGUUUGGCAGCGCAAGCGCCGCGGAGGUUGAGCAACAGCAGCAAACCGACGGACAGCUCGGGUGGCGGAGGUGGGAAGCAGAAGGCCAGCUCCUAUUCCCGGGCAUCGCGUCGCAAGGCGAGCAAGUCGGCGGACAGUCGUGUGCGGCCGACAAACGUGCUGACCCUGCCGCCGUACCUCACCGGCAUUUACGACGUCGCCACCGGAGCGCUGGUGCGACUGAAGGCGAUGGCGUCGCCCCCGACCACGCCAGCACUCGCGGACACGAGCCUGAAGUUCCUCCCCCGCAGCUCGGUUGUCGGCAGGCAGGCGAGAUUAUCCUCCAAGCUGAGUCUCGAUGCACCGGAGCCGCUCAGCGCAGGGGGCGGCCGGCCGUCCUUUGUGCUCCACCGCGGCGACGCGGCUGACCUGGUCGGUUCGGACGACCGGCUUCCAGGGUGGGGCCAGCCGAGGCAGCCCGUCUUUGAGGCCUUCCCCGCCGACACGAACCGCGACGUCGCCUUCAAGGAACCACCGAUCUCUCCGCUGAAUCCAUUUGCUGGCGGACCGCCACAGCUGGCGGCGGGUGCGCCGCUCACCUUCUCCGACGUCGCAGAGGCCCCGGUGUGCGACGGCGAUGGCGGUCGUGUGGGCUCCGCCCCGACGGAGCGGCAGACGUUGCCGCCGAUAGCGGCGACUGCCGGGGGUCGGGUUGGGAGUGGCGGGAGUAAGAGUGGCGGCCGGCCGGCCGAGUUCACCGCCGCUGGCGAUGGCGAGGCUCUGCAGUCGCCGGUGCGCCGUCCACGCUCCCUCUCCCGUCUGAAUCAACGUGUCGCAUCGAUCUCCUUUGUUGGUAAUAUGCGGGCGGACUCCCUCCCCUCCGUGGCGAGCGGGAGCGGGGUGGGCGAAGACCCCGUCGUGGCGGCCCUCGCGCAGCAGCAGCAGCACCCCUACGUCGUGGUGAGCGACGCGGGUUGGUUGGACAUCUCUCCCGUCAUGCAGUUUCUGAAUGAGGAGCUCGGCCUCACGUGCAGCGAUCCGGAGGGCGAGCGGGAUAUGGAGGGCAGCGGUCGCGAUUCGAACAUCGGAGGUGCGAGUGAGACGUCCUCAAAAGCCAGAGCAGCAGCCACCAUGGCGACGGGGCUGCGUCUACCCUCCGUCGAGGGCAACUCCUUCACCUCGGCGGCCGUUCAACAGGCGAUAACGGAGGGCCUCUCUGCGGUGCAGGCGCUGAACCUCUUCUGCAAAGUGACCGCCGCGGACGAGAGCGAAAACGUCGUCGUGGCGGAGUUCGACGUGCUGCCGACGAUGGCGGCGGGCUGCAUCGAGAAGCUCUACGAUGUCGUUACGGGAACGCACCCGAUGGUGGCGCGUGCGCUGCAGACGGGCGCAUUCAACUUCACCCGACGCGAUGGGCACACGACCCCGCCCGGCGCUACGGGGUUUUCUUCGCUCUUCUCCGCGUGCCUCAACGGGGUGCUGCUGCACCCCCGCACCGCCUCGCACGUCAUGCAGAACAUCUUUGAGAACAGCCCCGCCUUUGGGCAGGUGCUGAUGCGGCCGGUGGCGGAGGGCACGGCGCUGGAGCUGCUGAGCAGCCUCGUCUCGCGACAGGGAGAGACGCCGAUGGUCGACGUCAAUUCGAUUGUGCCGCUGCUGCAAAUGAACCCGAGCAGCGCCCCUCCGCUCAAAGGUGCCAUCGGCAUCAGCAACAACGGCAUCGUUGGUGGGGGUGGGGGUGCCCUUCUGCUCCGCAACGGCGGCAGCAACGCCCCCGCGAUGACCACCGGAAAUGCCCUGACCGCCACCAUCACCACGACGACCACCAUCGCUGCCGCUACCGCUGCCUUGGCGCAUCACUGGGAGAAUGAGUCACGCCGGCUGCUGCGCCAAUUCACAUUCCUUACCAACGGCUUCGCCGACUCGCAGCGGCCGGUGCCGUUAGUCCCCGGCAUUCGCCGCCCUGUUGGCCCGGCGCACCCGAUCCACAUGAUCCGUGCCGGGGCGGAGCGCAUUACUGUUGACAUGGAGGCCGCCGCCGUACCCAUCGUCUUUGAUCCGUGGUGGCGUGCCAUGGUCGUCGCUCUGAGCGUGAAGGCGGCGAACAUGUUUGACGAGUGCCGCGAGGAUCAUACCGCAGCCUUUCUGAAUACCGUGCACGAGAGCGUGGAGGCGGCGAAGCACACGCACCGACAGGCGACGACGCACUUCAUUGUGACAAAAGGCAAGGCGAUUGAUGAGAAGGGUGGUGAAGGGGUGGUGGACGUGAAGCACACGUCCGCCAACGCGGCACGGCGUACGCGCAUCAACGUGACGGCAUCUUUUCGGCGCGGCCGCGACACGCGAAGAAGCAAAGGAAACGUGGCAAGCUCUACGAGGUCGCGGAAGAAGUCAGUCGUCAGGCGUCCGCUCAAGCCCAACUCGGCGGCGUCAACGUCGAGAGCUGCGGCGAGUUGA
This is a messenger RNA of Leptomonas pyrrhocoris, 6413 nucleotides long. RefSeq lists its product as hypothetical. The coding region runs from base 225 to 6413 and encodes 2062 amino acids. NCBI's taxonomy places the organism in Eukaryota, Euglenozoa, Kinetoplastea, Trypanosomatida, Trypanosomatidae. The record is from RefSeq and is a predicted model, not a curated record. The transcript has a single exon.